Zeugodacus cucurbitae (melon fly) is the source of this 16254-nucleotide messenger RNA. RefSeq names its product maternal protein pumilio (gene pum). The record is from RefSeq and is a predicted model, not a curated record. The transcript has 16 exons. NCBI's taxonomy places the organism in Eukaryota, Metazoa, Arthropoda, Insecta, Diptera, Tephritidae. The coding region runs from base 1778 to 6334 and encodes 1518 amino acids. Gene Ontology annotation, cellular component: nucleus; cytoplasm. Gene Ontology annotation, biological process: post-transcriptional regulation of gene expression. Gene Ontology annotation, molecular function: mRNA 3'-UTR binding.
GUUUGCAAUUUGAGUAAUAAAGAAUUUUCGCAACACGAGUAGAACUUUUCACGCCGCUGCGGAAAAUUCUUGUAUUCUUGUAUAGUAGAGUAUUAACAUUUGUGUAUUCUUGCAAAUAUUUCACUAUUCACUGAUAAAGUAAUUAAAUAUUUUGUACAAAUUAUAUAUGAUUCUGUACACAAAAAUUGUGAAUUUGUAAUUUGUAAUUUUCUGUACGUCUUGAGUGUUGUGUGUUGUAUACUCAGUGCUAGCAGCAAGCAAUGUGUUGUUGCUGUCGCUCUCGCUGUCGCGUUUCUUUGCAAAUAUCAAUAAGAACUAAAUUAUAAGAAAAGACCAUAUCCAUAACGCCGAACAUAAUUAUAUUUAAAGGCAAUGUAAUAUAUUGAAAUUGAUUUUGAGAAGUGUGCUGAAGUGGUUUGUUACAAGUUCUACAAGAAUAUUUACAAAGUUAUAAUAGCCAGAACUUCUAAAAACGAAGUAAGUGAAAAGUUAAAUACAAGUCAAAGCGAUUAUCAGGAGCAAAACUGGACAUUUUCGUUCACAUCCACAAAAUCUGUGUACAUAUCUACAUAUAUGAUCGUAUAAUACAGUAUAAAGUUAAAGAGGAUUAGUUUAAAAACCCUCCUGUGGAGUAAAGUCAAAAAAGUGUGUGUUUCAAAUAUUCAAAACAAAUAAAACUUCAAACAAGUAUGUAACUAAUUCAAUCAGUGUUAUCUAGUGUCACCUGUAUGUUCCAGCCAUAGUUCUAUCAAGCAAUAAACAUCAAUGAAAAACACAUGAAUUGGAAGGAGAACUGAACUAAAUGUGUACAUGUCUUGUCGCUAUUUGUUAUUGUCUACGGUCACAUAAAAAAGGGAUCUCAAUUGUGUAUAAAUCGUGAAAAAGUAUUUGUAAAAUAUUUGUGUGUAAAUAUAUAUAUAUAUAUAUAUAUAAUCGGAUCACUUGUAAACAUAUAUUAAGUGUAGUGUUAUUGGCAAUUUUAGCAUCCGCUUCUGUAUAAAGCAAAGUAAAAGUGAAAUUUAAAUAAGUGGUGUAUAAAAGCUUUUCAAGCAUUUGUAAAUUAUAAAUCUCAAUAUCAAAGUAUUUUAACGGUGUGCUGUAAUUUCACAAGGAGAAUUCAAGAAUCAACUUUAAGUAUACGUUGCAAUUUCACGGAUAUAAAAGAGUGUAUCCCUAACGUUUAAUAUAAAUAUUUUCGUUUCAAUUAAAUGUGUGGAGAAAGUGUAAAAAAUAGUGUAUAAGGUCGUUAGCAUCAGUUAUACAAGUAUAACAGCAUUUAAAUUUUUUGAUUCCGUGUAAAAAAAAUCUGUUAAAGAAGCCACUUUGUAAAGAGCAAAUCAAAAAUAAAAUAACCAAAUAUUCUAGUCGUCUAUCGCAAAUCAACACCUUUGCACAUAUUUUGAUAUUGCUUUUGUGUUUGUGUUAAGUAAAAGCCGUCAAAAUAGAGCUGUUACCAACGCCCACGAUUUCUAUAUCCACGGUUGCACCGCCAACGCUAUCGCCCCAUCAUCAUCCGCACCAUCAGCAUCAUCUACUGCAACAAUCCUUUCAACAGCAACAACAACCACCGCAGCAACAACAACAUCAUCAUCCUAAUCUGCAUACACCAUUCGGUGGUGGCUUUCAUCAUCCUUUCCCGCCACUAUUGCCGCAUCACCAGCAGCAACAACAGCAAACGCAAUCGCAACCUAAUUUUCUGCUAACACCGCCACUGCCGGCAACGCCGCAAUCACAACUGCAACAACAACAACAGCAAUCUCAUCACCAGCAACAACAUAUGAAGUUAUUGGGUGGCAACGAUGAUCGUAAUGGGCGCGGCGAUCAAAGUAUACCGCGCGUGCAGGAAGAGGCAGCUGGCGGCUUUAUAUUUCAACCGCCCGGAACAUCGAUGCAUGACAUGGCUGCUGCUGAAUAUGCUGUACAAUUUGCGCAGAAACGCUGGGCUUGCGGUGAUGAACAUCCCAUUGACAACCCCGAUAAAUGGAAGUAUAAUCCACCGCCGCAAAUGAAUCCGGGCAAUGUGACACCUGGUGCACUGCCAGGCGGCGGACCGGGCACCAUUGGUCCCAUCGGCAUGGGCGCCAACAUCGGUGGUAUCGGUACGAAUGGUGGUAUGCAUCCAUCGAUGGGUGGACCAUCUCAGAUGGGCGUUGGUCAGAUGGGCGUGGGUGGUGGCAGUGCAGCUGCAGCCGCCGCUGGUAUGGCGGCAAUGCACACUGCUGCUGUGGCCAAGCACAAUCAUAUGAUGUCACAGGUUGUUGCCGCACAACAGCAACAUCAACACCAGCAGCAACAGCAACAACAGCAGCAGCAGCACCAGCAACAACAACAACCGCCACACCCAGCACAUCAACAAAAUGCGCAGCAACAGCAUCAGCAACAUGGUGGUAACGGUGGCCAACAUAUGCCCCUCUCCCACUCACAACAACAACAACAGCAGCAACAACAUCAACAACAGCAACAGCAGCAUCCGCAUCAACAGCAACAUGGGCCGCCACAUCCCUCUCAAAUGGCAUCCCAUCAACAAUUCGGUUCAAAUUUACUCAAUCAUGCCAUGAAUAAUCCUGCAGCUGCUGCAGCAGCAGCCGCUAUUGCAGCAAGCAUGCAGCCACCGCACAUGCAAAUGGCAGCCGGCAUGCAAGCAGGGAACUGCAAUAUGUACGAUCCAGGAGUACACCCAGGUGUGGGCAUGAAUGGUGUGCCAAAGCCACCGGGACCACCCGGUCCACCGGGCGGACCUGGCGAGUUAGUGUACUUCGGUGGUCAGCCACCAAAUGCUGCUGCGGCCGCUGCUGCCGCCGCCAUGGGCAUGUUACCUCAAAAUCCUUUUAUGAAUAAUGCUGCCGCGGCUGCUGCUGCCGCAAAUCGUAAUGCAGCAGCGAUCACCACAUCCACUGCCAAAAAAUUAUGGGAAAAAUCCGAUGGCAGAGGCAACACUUCAGGUGGCGUAACUGGUGGUCCACUAAAUCCACUACACAUCCCUGGUGUUGGCGAUCAUCCAGUUUGGAAAGACUCAACAUGGUCCACACAGGGCGAAAAUAUAUUGGCACCACCGCGGCCACGCACUUUUCCGCAAGCACCAGAAACGAAUGCGAACAGCAAUGCAGGCAUUUUGAGUCCACGUGACUCCACAAGCGGUUUGGGUGUUAAAAUGGUCGAAUAUGUGCUGGGCGGUUCACCGACAAAUAAGGAAAGUCCACUAUCCAGCCUCGAACCACGUUUGCGAAGUCUGAAAUUUGAUGAUAAUGAUAAGUCUCACGAUGACAAAGAAAAGGCCAAUUCUCCGUUUGACACAAACGGCCUAAAGAAAGACGACCAAGUAACAAAUACUAAUGGCGUAGCCAAUGGCAUCGAUGAUGACAAAGGAUUUAAUCGCACGCCUGGCUCCCGUCAGCCCUCGCCAGCUGAAGAAACGCUGCCACGCCCACCCACACUACUCGAUCCCACACAACAUGGUGGCUUCCCCACACAUCCAUUCAAUCACAUGCUCAAUUCGAUGGAUCAUCAAGGUGGACCGGGUACACAAAUGAACUCAUAUCCGCCACAUCAAAUGCAAAUGGGUCAAUUACAACCGCCUGUAAUGAACGGCGUCGGUGGCAUGCAAAUGGCACAGAGCCCCAUGAUGAACCAUCAGGCACAAGGACCAAAUCAAAUGGAAUCUUCUGGAAAUCUAUUGCAGCAACAACCACCAAAUUUUGAUGUACAGGUAGGUGACAAUGUAAGUUCAACCAGCUCUGCCCUUGGUCUGGAUUAUGGAAAUGCUGCUGUAAGUGAUGACGUGCUAACGCUAGCUUUGAAUCAGAAUCAACAACUUUUCCGUUCACAGAAUCCUGGACUCGCUGCCACAAAUGCUGCGGCCGCCGCUGCUGCUGCGGCAGCUGCCACAUCGGCUGCGCCACCCGGUGCACCCAAUGGCACAAUGCAGCCACAGCAGAUGGCACAAAUGGCCGCUUCACAGCAGUUUUUGGCCGCACAACAGAAUGCCGCCUAUGCUGCGCAACAGGCAGCGCCCUACGUCAUCAAUCCCGGACAAGAUGCUGCACCCUAUAUGGGCUUGAUAACGGCACAAAUGCCACAGUAUUACGGUGUACAGUGGGGCAUGUACCCGAGCAAUCUGAUACCACAGCAGGGCACACAGCCACGACGGCCGUUGACGCCAUCGCAACAGGGCGCUGAGAAUCAGUCCUAUCAGGUCAUACCGGCAUUUUUCGAUCAGAGUGGUUCGCUGGUGAUGGGACCACGUACAGGCACACCAAUGCGUCUGGUUAGCCCGGCACCGGUGUUGGUGCCACCGGGAGCGACACGCGCCGGCCCACCACCACCACAGGGUCCACCGCAACUAUAUCCGCCACAACCGCAGACGGCACAACAGAAUUUGUAUUCACAACAAAAUGGUUCAAGUGUUGGAGGACUCGCCUUGAACACCAACUCAUUGACUGGUCGCCGCGAUUCAUUUGAUCGCAAUACAUCCGCCUUCAGUCCCUCGGCAGUUGAUUACAACAAUAGCAGCAGCAGCACACUACAGGCCGCUGCAGCUGCUGCCGCCGCCGCUGCUGCUGCUGCUGCUGCUGCUCGCGGUAAAUGGCCUGGCGCUGUCACCAACAGUUAUGGUGCCUUGGGUGCCACAGCUUCGGCUAGUCCGAUUGGCACAGCCAUUACACCGCCACCGCCGCAAUCAUGUCUUGUUACAAAUCGUGCACCUGGCGCUGAAACCAAGUAUCGCCAGCAAAUGGCAGUUGGUGCUGUUGGUCUACCGCCAGCCGCUGCUGCAGCACAAGCCGCCGCUGCUGCCGCCGGUAAUAUGUUCGGUUCAAGUAAUUCACUCUUCUCGAAAUUGGCUAUCCCCGGUGGUGCUGCUGCAGCUGCUGCUGCUGCCGCCGCCGCUGCUUCCACACGUCAUGCAGCAGCCGCUGCCGUUGGCCUAAAUGCAACUGCAGCAGCUGCUGCUGCAGCCGCCGCCGCUGCCGCUGCGGCUGGUGCUCCGCAACCCGGACGUUCACGUCUACUUGAGGACUUCCGUAAUCAACGCUAUCCGAAUUUGCAGUUGCGCGAUUUGGCCAAUCACAUUGUCGAGUUCUCACAGGAUCAGCAUGGCUCACGCUUUAUACAGCAGAAACUGGAACGCGCCACUGCUGCUGAGAAACAGCUGGUGUUCAGCGAGAUUUUGGGUUCGGCCUUUAGCUUGAUGACCGAUGUUUUUGGUAACUAUGUCAUACAGAAGUUCUUCGAAUUCGGCACACCUGAGCAGAAGAAUACCUUGGGCAUGCAGGUGAAGGGUCAUGUUUUGCAACUGGCUUUGCAAAUGUAUGGUUGUCGUGUCAUACAGAAAGCGCUGGAGAGCAUCUCACCAGAGCAGCAACAAGAGAUUGUACGCGAAUUGGAUGGCAAUAUAUUGAAGUGUGUCAAGGACCAAAAUGGCAAUCAUGUGGUUCAAAAGUGUAUCGAAUGCGUUGAUCCGUCGGCGCUACAGUUCGUAAUAAACGCCUUCAAGGGACAGGUAUAUACGCUAAGCACACACCCAUAUGGCUGUCGGGUCAUACAACGCAUUUUGGAACAUUGCACCGCCGAGCAGACGCAACCUAUACUCGAUGAAUUGCAUGAACACACUGAGCACCUCAUACAGGAUCAAUAUGGCAACUAUGUUAUACAACAUGUAUUGGAACACGGCAAGCCCGAAGACAAGUCAAUACUGAUUGCCAGCGUGCGUGGCAAGGUUUUGGUAUUGUCACAGCAUAAAUUCGCCUCGAAUGUGGUGGAGAAGUGUGUCACACAUGCCACACGCGGUGAGCGCACUGGACUCAUCGAUGAGGUCUGCACAUUCAAUGACAAUGCUUUGCACGUCAUGAUGAAGGAUCAAUAUGCCAACUAUGUGGUACAGAAAAUGAUCGACGUCUCGGAGCCGACACAACUGAAGAAACUCAUGAAUAAGAUACGCCCACAUAUGGCUGCAUUGCGCAAGUACACUUAUGGCAAGCACAUCAAUGCCAAGCUGGAGAAGUAUUUCAUGAAGACAGCCAAUCCAAUAACAACAACAGCAGCAAGCUCGACAAUCGUCUCCACCAGCAUUGCCACCUUAACAACAUCGGCUUGCAGCACCGCGUCUGGCCUAACUAUUACCACGCCUACAUGCAGUGUGACCAGCGGUCUCACAGUCGGCACACCAAUAAUGAUACAAGAGAAUGGCAUUAAUGUCACAUCGGUGGGUCAGACAUCGCCAGCAGCAUCGUCAUGCACCGUUUCGACUAACAGCAGCAGUGCUACCUCUGUGGUGACCGCCGUCAAUAGUGGUCUGGGACCCAUUGGCCCACCCACCGCUAAUGGUGUAGCGUUGUAAAGAGCGUGAUGGUGUAAAUAAAGCAAUUAAAUGUAUGCUUUUGCAAGAAACAAAUAUGAUAGAGAGUCAUACUGAAGUGAAGGGACACAAUUUUAUUAGUUUAUAGUAGUAAGUAGCAGCAUUAUAUAGUAUAAAGCAGAAAUUUAUUAUAAUUUCAAUGUGUAACUUAGGUUUAAGAUGCUGUAUUUUUCUCGAUUUUAUUUAGAUUGUAGAUUUUCCAAAAAAGCACAUAAUUUAAGUGUAAAAAUAUUGAAAAGAAAUGAGAUAGUAUUCCGUGUUAAAAACCAACACGGGGAAAAAAGAAAUUUGCAAAAGAGCCAGGAAGAUUAAUUACAAGAAUCUCAGUUGCAUAGAGAAACACGAUUGUUUAGACAUCUCGAAUUUUUAUGUCCUAAGCGAUGCGAAAAGAAAACAAAAUAAACAUAUAAACAAACGGCACUCGAUUUAAGGUGCGGGCACACCGCUAUCCAAAGGCAGUAAGCAAAAUCCUUACGGAGUUGGUAAUAAAAUCGCUUUGAAGUAAUUAAAACUCGAGUGAAAAAGCAAAGAAAAAUUGUUUUGCAAAUGAUUAAUGGACAUUCAAUAAUGUUUUAAGAAAAACUGAGAAAGUAGAAGUUUUGUAAAAAAACAUUUAAUGAAUAUAAAGAAAAUUGUCGCUUGAAUAGCGCAUUCGUUUAAGGCUUACGCGCCCACAUCCUUUCUUAUAUGCCAGAUCCAUUCAAAUGGAUAUCGCUAUGAGAUAAACAAAGAAUGUAAUCACAUAAGAGAACACACACAUAAUUGAAUCAAAACAAAGAAGGCAUAACAAAUAUAUACAAGAAAUCACUAUAUAAGGAAGCUGAGAAUUUUGUAGAAGACACACACAAAAAAUAACAUGCAAAACAGUUUAGUUUAAAAAGAAAAGUGUCUACUAUGUAUUUGUAAAAGUAAUUUCUAGCAGCGUUUCGUCCCAUUGCAUACAGUGUGUAUGUCACAAGUGCAAUGCAAUGCAUGCACUGCUCGCUGGCAUAAAAGAGCCAACGUAGUAGAGUUAGUGACAGCGCAUGUAUGAGUGAAAAACGUUGCUUUAAUUUAUUACUAGUGUUUCAGCUAAAAUUUAAAAAAAGUAGAUUUUUUAGAAGCUGUUCAUUUGCAACUGCAAGCAAAUGCAAGCACAUAAACACAAACACCCAACACAUAACACAUAAGAAAUGCAACAAAAGUAACACAUGCAACGCUAGCAUUUUGUGCAAGAACAAAUAAUUUCCCAGCAGCGCUUGAAACAAAGGACUUUUAUAUAUAUAAAUAAUAAAUUAAUUAAAAUAACCAAACUAAACUCAUUAAGGACUUGUUGCGCACAAUUUGGGGUACUUCGUUGAAGUAGCGAGAGUUUAAAUGUUCGAAGGCAUAUUGUGCGCGUUAUUUCUCCUGAGCAGUUCGAAUGUAUUGUAUAAAAAUGCAUGUAAAAAUGUUCAUAAAAAUUCAUGUAAAAAUUUCAUAACAAAAAAUAGUAGUGUAAAGAAUAUUUCAUACAAAAAUUUUUAUGGAAACAAAAUUAAGAUGAAUUUACAACAAGUGGUCAAUAUCAUUGAUUUCGUAACUUUUUAAAGAUCUUAUUGAUGUUAAAUGUUACUUCAAUGUUAAAAAAAAGUAGUUAACGGCUAGUAUAUAUUAUAUUGAAUUCGUCUUAAUUCUCUAUAUAUACAUAUGUAAAUGAGAAAUUCAUUUAUAGCGUUUACUAAAGAAAACCGCUCAUGUUGAUUUUUCAAUAGCAGUUGAAGUAAAAAAACCGUAUUCUCAAUUUUUUACGAUUAAUUUUCACAACAGACUUCAAAAAAUCAAUGGCAGCACUUUUAUGGCAGGAAACAUAAAAGUCUACAAAACAAAUCAUUGCAUGUAAAUAACAUCUUCGUUAAAAGAGACAAAAGUACAUAAUUUCUCUAAAUACGUUGAAAGUUCGUUUCCAUAUUAAAAUUAAAUUGAAUUGAAAUUAUUUGUAAAAUAUGUAAUAUUUUGUAAAAAAAAAAUGUAAUAUUGUGUAAAAAUUUUAAUAAUUUGUAUAAAAAGUAUAAAUAAUUUGUAAAUGCGCCCUUUAGUAUUAACAGACACGAAAACUAAAACUUGUACAAACUAUAUUUACGCUUUGGCUCGUGUGUGUUACGAGUUUCGACAUUCAAAGUUCACAGAGAAAAUCGUCAUCGUCAUACACACAAUAUGCGUAUACGUUCGUCCGCUGCAACGUUCGGAACCAUUUUGUGCGCAAAAUCGUAAUCAUUUUGCCGCAGUUGAGCGUAAAUGAUUACAAACAUAUUUAGUAAUUUGUAUUCGUUCGUUAAUAUACAUAAAUACAUACAUAUAAAGUACAUAAUACGUAAGUAAGCACUGUAAAUGUAAGAGUAACAUUAUUAGUUUUUAGUGUGAAGCAACAGCUAAUACGAGACGCAAACAAGAAUUUUUUUUUUUAGCCAAAAGGAAGAAACCAAGCAUAGUUUACCCCACAUAUAGAGGGUCUAUAUGCAUGUAUUAUAAUAAUAAUAAAAAUAUGUUUCUGCUGAUAGUAUUGCAAAGAAGAAAUUGUAAACUUUUGCAGUAAUUGUAAGCGAAAAAAGAGAAUGUUGCUAAAGAAGCGAAAGACAGUUGAAAUUUUUUCGAAUUGAAAACCAAUUUAUAAUUAAAUUUUUGUUCUGUAAUAUUUGUAAAAAAAAUAAAGAGUGUUUGCGUUAUUUUCAUUGUAAACAACCAUAUAAAUAACUCAAGAAGCUCUUUUUUCGACACAUCUCCUCAAAAGUGACUCGUAAAAAUUAUGUGUUGAUUUUUAAAUUAUAAAACUAAUGAAAUUUAUGUAUUGAAAACCAACCUAUAAGUAAAUAUGUAUUAUACAAAAAUGUGAAUGUAAAAGCAAAAUAUUCAAUUAAAAACACAUGCAACGUGGAAUAUAUAUAAAAUGUAUAGUUGAGAAGUAACAAACAAAAACAAUAUAAAAGCUAAAAUAUUGAUUUAAAGUGAAACACAAAACUGUAACUGUAUUGUAUUGUAAACAGUGUAAGUCAAAUUUAUCAUACGAAGAAUUGCAGAAUCACAGCAGCGGUAGACAGUGCUCGUGGUUGGCGACUAAUUCGUUUAUACAUUUGUAUGUGCGUACUCAAUGGAACAUCUGUAUGUAAAUGUACAAUAAAAUGUUCAAUGUAAAAAUUUGUAAAAAAAAGAACAACAAAAUUGCAAAAAAUUCAAAAUAUACAAACAUCAAUGCAUAAAACAAGCGAAUGUUUGAGCAAAUUAAUAUUUAAGGCUGAAGACAGUUGAAAAACAAACAACAUGUGUUGUAUGGAAAAUAUAUUUAGAGUCAUCAAACUUGCAGAGGGACGAAAAAAUGUUUUUAGUGGUUAAAAGAAUCCGCUUUUGACGCUUACUCACCAGGCAAUAUUUGUAUUUUGUGCUUACUUGGCUCACAUACAUAAAACGGAAAUUUUGUAGUAGUGAAUUUUUUUUUGUAUUUGUUCAAAAAAGACACACCUUAGAGUAGUUAUAUAUAUUCAAUGAGCAAAAAUUAAAAUUUUAUUUUCUUAAAAUCAUUUAUAUUGCACAAUAACCGAAUUUCCAGACGAUAGUACUGACAUAAUUUGUCCGAUGAGUCGAAGUUGCAAAUGAUUUGCGUAAAUUCCUACAGAGAUGCACUUUGAAAAGUAGGCGAAUAAUUGCCUCACACAGCAUAGAUGUUAUAUCUGAAUUUAUUCGGUAAAUGAGGUAACCGAAUACAAAUAUUUUGCCAAGAAAUGAGUAUUACCAGUUAUAAAAGCGAACGAAAUGGAAGUAGAGCAGCGUAAAAGUUAAAAUCAGAAUAAAAUGAAGAUGAAAAUAACUUGCAGCAACAACAUGUCUGAUUAGAUUUCAUAUUGUAGUAAGCAACUACUAAACACACAUUUAUAAAUUAGUAAGAUAAAAAAAUGAUGAAAACUUAAAAUAUGAAAUACUUAAACUAAAUGCAAAGAAAAUUAAUGCAUUAACAUUUUACCACACACAUACAUAUGUGACUCUCUUAUAAAUAUGCAUACAAACAUACUUUUCACUUUAUAAACCUAUAAAUAAUAUACUUACUACUAAACAUAUAGUUAUUAUUACGAGUAUAUAAUAGUGUGUAUUUAUUUAUAUAAAGGAUUGCAAAUAAAAUCGUAUACAUAUGUAGUAUUUGUAAAAGAAUUUAAAUAUUUAACUGUAGUGCAUACAUAUGUUUAUACAAUUCGUAUAUAUAAAUACAAAAUAUGAAAUAAAAAUAAUAAAGUAUUUACUUACAUACAUAUGUAGCCUGUAAAAAAUAUGUAAAGCAGAAAACACACUUGCUGAAUAUGUACAGUAAGAAGUAAAGUUGUAGAAAACGUAAUCUCUUUGAAAAUUAAACAAAAACAAAAACAAAAAAAGAACAGCAAAUAAAUGCUGAGCACAUUUAAGUAGACCAACAAGCAAGCGAGCAAGCAAAACGCUGUAUUUUAACGGAAGUCUUUAAUUAUAUACACACAAAGUAUAUAAAAUGGUUACACAUUUAGGCAAGUAGCUACAACUGGCAGAUAGCAAGCUUUUUAGAGACGAAAGGUGCAUAAGGUGCAGAAAUUAUAUAAAAAAGUUUGCUUUGUGUAGAUAACAGCAAAAUAUAGAAAAUAAACAUAUUUUUCAAUAAAAAAAAAAUAAUAAAUUCAAAUGCCUAAGCGGCAAUUCAGUUAAAUUCAAUAUUUUUAAUCAUAAUUAUUUUUAAUUUUAAUUUUAUUUGUUUUUUUUUUUUUUAAUUACCAAUAGCGUAAUCCAUUGCGAAAAUCAUUUAACAAUUAUCACGCAUGACACCUGCAUUAUGUAAUUUCUGCGCUAAUUUACUGUUAUAAGUGAAAUGCGAAAGCGCCGUUCCGAAAUUAAUAAGUUACAAAAAAUCAUUGCAAACAGUGGCACAUGAAAUAAAUACAGAUUUUAAGUUUACAAUAUUUUAUAUAUAUAUCCAAAAUGAAUACUGAAUCUAGCAAAGAUGUUGCUUUAGCGAAUCAUAUGAUUCUAUAAAGGCACGUAUUCACUGUGUGAUUCAUAUUUUUAAAGUUAAACACAAACAUGUAUUUAAUUUUCUUUAAUAUAAGUAUAUAUUUUCUAAUUUUUUUUAAUGAUAUUUUUAUACACUUAAUUAUUGCAAAUAUCUGUAUUAGUGUGUGUGUUUAAUUGCGCUGUGGUGAUUUUUCACAUUUCACAUUAACCAACAGACCGCAGACUCUUCACAACUUUUGGUUCAACUACUCAAUAGGAUAUCUCUAAAAUGUGUAUGUACAUUUUUAUGUAAUAAUUCUUUAAUGUUUCUAGUAGUUUUAAUGCAAUUUUUUAGAUAUUUAAAUAACAAUGAAGUUAAAAAUUAUUUGUAAAUGUACUAUUUUGUAACAAAGGACAACAACAAGUACCCACAAUGUACUAAACUGUAAUGUAUUGUAUGUAAUGUAAUGUAUAUCUACCAAUCCUAAUUCACUUACUAACUGUAUCUGUAACAUAUUUUUGUAAUUAAAAUGAAAUUGUAAUUUGUGUCUCAUAUUGAUUUGCAUCGAAAUGAUCAAAGCCAAAAUAAAUGGAAAAAUAAAAAAAAUACAAAAACGAAAAAUUGUGUAAACAAGUAAAUUUGUAAAAAUUUGUAUUUUAAGCUGUACUGAAGCUGUAGCGAAGGCAGCGAAAAUUGUGUUAUUUGUAAAAAGCAAAAUGUAAAAAAAAAAACAACAACUCCCACAAUCCACACUACCACCACUCUCCCACUAUCCACACUCAUGGAAUUCAUUCAGCUAAUGAGCUUGUUUAUAACUACACAUUAUGUUAGACGCCUAUAUAGUACAUAUAUAUAUACAAACACUGUAUACUGCAGAACUGCACGCAUACAAAUGCGAUUUUUUCAUCAAUAAAUAUAAAUUAAAACGAAAUGCAGCGGUUUUAAAUGCGUGUAAAACAGCAUAUACAUAUAUGUAUUUAGCUAUGUAUCAAUAUGUACAUACACAUGCGCAUACAAUAUAUUAAGAGCAACAAAAGGUCAAUUCAUUAUGAUUAUCAUUGCUGUUUAAUUCAAUUUUUUUAUUUACAUACAUACAUAUACUUAUAUAUAUUUAUAAACACGACAACACCUACAAAAAAAUAUUCAAUCGUAUAAAGCAAAAUAUCAUUUAGAUAUUUGCAUGUAAACUAUGUCAUUACUUUGUAGUACUACUUCUAAUGUAACUUUAUUUAGCUAAGGAUACAAGCAACAAGCAAACAUUUGACUUUUAUGUGAACCAACCAAUCAAUGCAACCACCAUGCCUCUUUUGUAGGUAUUUCUAAUUUUACGCAUUUCAUGUUUCUAAAUAUUUUAAUGAUUAUUAAAUUAAUAUUAUUAUUACUAUUAAAAUUACUAUUAUGUUUAUGUGUAUAAGUUAGUUGUGUGGCAUAUACGCACGUCUACCUACCAAAUCUACAACCUAAUUACCUAUCUACAAAUGUCAUACAUACAUACAUGAAACUUGUUCAUUCUUACACAUGCAUACAUAUUAAUUAUAAUUUUUUUCAACAUACAUACAUACAAACAAAGAAAUUGUAAUUGUAAUUUUAUGUAAAACACAAAUAUAUUUAAAAGAAAUUUGAGAAAAAGAAAAAAAAAACUUGCAAAUUUUUAUUGUUUCCCAUUGGAUCGUAUUUUUCGUAUUGGUGAUUUAGCUUUUAUGAUUUUUUCAGCUUUUACUAUAACUAUAGGAAUCGUUGUUAUGUACGAUGUAACCCAAAUCUAACGUCUGCUUUAUUAUAGAUUGGCGUUACUCUCUCGUGUGGUGCGCAAAGUUCUUCUAGACGCUGUUCGCGGAAUUGUGUUUAGGCAGUACUAGUGAUCGAUGUUGAAACAUUUACAGGGCCACAUAAGAUCUGAGUGGUGCUUCGUACUAAUCGAUCUUAUUUCCUGAAUUCUCUUAAGAAUUGGAAUCGAAACAAUUUUCAGCAGUCGUGCUUUUCAAUGUUGUCGGUUAGUUUACCAGAAUUGAACAUUCUUAUGCUUUAAUUAUUAACGCUAUGACUAACUUGGGUUCAUUUUUUAGGCAACAUGUAUUUAAGAAGAUUAAUUAAGUGAAAUAAAUAAUCGAUAAACUGCUUUACCACAAAGUGAGAACGUAAAACCGUUUUAUAGACCUUUAUCGGCAAAUCGACAAAUUUGAUAAAAUUCCCUGUGCUUUUUGCUUCACAUGGAAAAAAUAUUUAAAACUGACCUCCUCAUCGAGUGAACUUAAAUUUACUGAAAUGAAGGGUCCACCCCAUAUUUGAGAUAUGCGUUGUACGUUUUUGUUAUUUUUUUUUUUUUUGUUACAAACUUAAAAUCAGUUGAAGUAUAAAUAACCCAUAAUAUAUACGCGUGAUGCCUGUACGUUUCAUAGAACACAGUUAAAUAUUUGAAUUACGAGGUGAGAAGUUAGAAAGGCGCAGCGUUGAAUACUACGUAACAUAAUAAGAUCAGAUUCACGUGGCGGAUUUUGACAUAAACAAUUUGAAAUUAAAAAUACACAUUUUAUAAAAAAUAGCGUUUUCGUAGCUCAUAACAUGAAAACAUAACCUCAAAAGAAGCGAAUUGAAUUAAGGAUCUCAAAAUUGCUUAGAAAUUUUUAUAUAUUUUUUAUGUUCAUUUAUCAUGCAAUUUUAUUUAAUCGCUUUCAAAUAAUACGAAUAAUGAAUUCGAGUUUUGCAUUUCAGUAAAAUAAUUGAAUUAAUUUAGAUAAAUUUCAUAAUCGUAAGAAAUCAACUUAAAUACAAAUGGAAAAUCAAAAUUAAACUAUUAAAGACAUUAUAAAAGAGUAAAAAAAGUAGAAGAAAAUAGAGUUGUCUGAGCACAUACAGGACUUAUGUAUUGUAUAUUCAAUGAUUUAUUUUAUAUAAAAUGUAAUAUAAAUUGUAAGAAGUAGCUAAAAUGCGAGUUGUAUGAUAUAUAUAUAACUGAGUUUCAACACAAUACCAGUUACAAUUGUAGUAUAUCUACACAUACAUACAAUAUAGAACGUAUGUGAAUCAUGUAUAUGUAUGUACAUAGGCGUGCACAAUAAUGUACAUACAGAGUACAUAAAUAUUUUGUAUGCAAACGCGACUAAAUCGCGAACUUUUUGUAAAUUGUAUUAUACAAACUGAAUACAUAUACAUAACAUACAUACAUACAUGUGAGUACAUACAAUGACGAAAUGAUAGAUAACAAUGAUAAUAAAUAACGGUCUAGCUGAAAAUGAAAACAUAAUAAUCAGUAAGUAAAUUUACAUAAUAAUAUCACAUAAAGGACAUUUCGAUUUUUUCUACAAAGUCAAAGUUAGUGAAGAGCUAUUUUUUAUAAAACACCAGCAACCAGGUGGUAACGGUACUUUGUACUCGUAGAUUUUAUGGAAUGUGCAACAUUUUUCAAAACGACAUGUAGUUGGGGAAGUGGCGCAGGUUUUAAAACAAAUCAGUACUUAUUAAAUAUAAAAGUAAAAUUUACAGUAAUCGAGUAACUGCCCAACAGUUGAAGACGCAUACAUGCAUACAUACAUAAAUAAGUGAAACUUAAAUAAAAUAAAGAAACAAAAAAAAAAAAACAAAUAAUAAAUCAAAUAAACUGAAUGAAAUAAAUCACAAUAAAAAUGGCAAACAGGUUUUAGUGUAAAAAUUGUCAAAUUCAGUGCUUCCUGACGGGAAGGCAAAAGGUCAUAGGAGCAAAGAGAGUGCGUGCUGCAUAUAUGGUACAUGCAUAUGGUAUAUGCAUGCAUUACGUGGUAGAGAAGUGAAGCAUUUUAAAGCAGUUUUUUAAAACAUUGACAAGUAAGGCAGAAAAAUAAGUAAGAUUUGUCAUAAGUAACUACAACGUAAAAGCAACGUACACACAUAUAUACAUACAUAUUAGCAUAAAGGCAUUAUAUAUACUGAAAUAAAUAACCACAUGGAUACAAUACACAAGAAAUAAAAAUAUAUCCCCAACUGACAGCAGACGGUGAACUCAAAAAAAAAAGAGACGAAAAGGACCUUUCACAGCAGCUAGCGAGGCUCGUGGCACAUUAAUUCAAUUUGAUUUUACUGCUAAAUGUUUGCCAGCUUUUUUUCUUAAUCCUUGAUCUUUAAAGCGUUUAAAACAAUAGGGCAUUUAUUUUUUUUUUCAUUAACAUUUAAAAAUACAGUGGAACUUCCUUAAUUCGAACUUCUAUAAGUCCAAGAUCGCCAUAACUCGAACUUUUGAAUUGGCGAUAGCGUUUAGAAAUCAAAUUUCCUUCCAUAACUUGAACUUCUAUAACUCGAAGUACUCCAUAACUCGAACUCUUAAAUUGGCAAUAGAAGUGAAAUUUCAUACAAAUUUCCUUACAUAAAUUGAACUUUUCGACCAGGGCAUAAUACAAAAUUUAAAAUUUUACUAUCGAGACAGAAUUUUAAGUGGCACACCUAGUGUAAUGGCCUAAAAAAAGGUGAUUUUUGGGAAUUUUUAUUCAAAAAAAUACUUUAUCAAUUAUUUCAAAAUUUUAAGAACAAAAAAAAAGGUCCUUCACUACUGCAGUGAUUCCGGCCUUCUCUGUGGAUGAAAUAUAAAAAAAAAAAAAAUUUCGUUAAACUGAAUAAUAUUGUCUGUACAAUAACCUACGAUCAAAAAAAAUCAAAAAUUGACAAUAUGGCAGCAUUUAAAAAAAAAUAGUAGAAUUUUACACAAAAUUUAAUUUUAGUGAUCGGAUCAUUUGUUUUUGAGUAAUCACUGCAGCAAAUUCGGAAAAUGCUGUUUCGCGAAAAACGCGGCUGCUCUUUAAAUUGCUAUAACUCAAAAACUAUUUGAGAUAUCGAUUUGAGUUUGAAUUUUAAUAUGUUAUUUUUAAAGGUGUAAUCUUCCGAAAUAUGAAAAGAAAAUCGAUUUUUUUGAAAUUUCACACUAGGUGUGCCCCUUAAAAGAGUCCCUCUAUAUCGUAUGGAGGCGAACUAAAAA